Dreissena polymorpha is the source of this 993-nucleotide messenger RNA. Its product is annotated as NF-kappa-B inhibitor cactus-like. The transcript has a single exon. Lineage: Eukaryota; Metazoa; Mollusca; Bivalvia; Myida; Dreissenidae. Gene Ontology annotation, molecular function: protein binding. Bases 1 to 993 code for a protein of 330 amino acids. The record is from RefSeq and is a predicted model, not a curated record.
AUGGAAGGAACGCACCACAAUAUGAAGAAAUCCAGAUUAGCAAUGUUUAGGGAUGCCCGGCAGAUAUCGGAGGAGGAGGGGGAUUGCCUUCGGACAGACGAAUUGCCGUCCUCAGAGGUCACAACAGAUCCAUUCUCUGCGAAGGAUAAAUAUCCGUCGGUGACAAUGCUGUGUGAUAAACUAGACUCAUGUGACAUGUCCGACCUUCAAUCGAAUGGGCACCAAGAUUUAUUUAAUAUCAAUAAUUUACUUCAAAGAACUACACAACAGGACAUCGUGUGUCACACGGAAGAAAUGUUUGGAAAAGACGAUGACGGCGAUAUGCCUUUGCAUCUUGCAAUUAUUAUGGAUAAGCUGUGGUUGGUUAGUAUAAUUAUCAAAAUGGCCCCAGCGUAUAAGUUUCUGUCCAUACGAAACAAACUCUUUCAAACGCCGCUUCAUUUGGCGGUCAUUAUGCGAAAGAUGGACAUCGUGCGGCAGCUGAUGUGCGCAGGCGCAGACGUCAUGGUAGUAGAUAGGAACGGAAAUACGCCGCUUCAUAUAACUUGCCGUGAUGGGCUUUACGACAUUGCUCGUUAUUUGUUAGAGCCAGUACGAUACAGCGAAAUCCAAUGCAAUCCGUACGAUAUACCUUAUCAGAAAAUUCCACAGGAUUUCGAUAUCGCGAACUAUGACGGAUUGACCUGUCUUCAUCUGGCAGUCAUGAAUAAGCACAUGGAUAUACUGCAACUCCUCAUCGAACGCGACGUAGACUUGAACAUGAUCGAGCGGAAAGCGGGUAGAACUGUUCUCCACAUGGCGUGCAUUAGCGGUGACGUCAAACUGGUGCGUAUGUUCGUGCAUGUUAGGACAUGCAAUAUGGACGCACGAACUUACAGCGGAUGCACGCCCCUGGACCUGGCCCGGGACUAUAACCAGGACGGGGUAUACACGAUCUUGGCGGCUGCAGGCGCAAAACAUAGCGCAGAAUAUGUGGACAGUGACCCAGAUUGA